AUGAACCAUUUCGUGCUCGGUUUGUUGACUCUUUUCGUAGCACAGCAAGUUAGCUGCUAUGAACAUCACUGGGAAUCACCAUACUUCCGUCGAUUUGAAGACUCCAGGGAAGAGUGUUCGGAAUACUUGGCCCUGUCGGUGGUAGAUCGGGAACGGAUUCUACGGAACCAAUAUCCGGAUGAACCGAAAGUGCAUCAGCUGAUCCAUUGCGUGUUGACCGAUUUGCAGGCCGUGUUGGACCCAAGUGGACUAAACAGGGCUCAGAUGGCUGCCUUCUUCCAACCUCUUUCGACCGAUACCUGUUUCGAAAGCCGGACUGAAAAGUGUCUCGAAACUUCCCUAGCCAAUGUUGGAGAGAAGGACUUCCUGGCCCGGGCAUACAAAAUCUUCAUUUGCUACUACCGGAACUAUGGAACUUUGGUACAGGAGCACCGAUUUGUAAAUUAUUGCAACGACAGUAGCAGCUUAUAUGUCAAAGAAUCGCUUGUGUUCCAAAACGUAGCCCUCGAUGUUCUCCAGCAAUUCUGUCAGGGUAACAUUCUCAACGUUAGAGAAUUUCAGGAAGUCAUCUACACUUUCUUGUUGAGAACCGGAUUCUACGAUCUAAACGAAGGUUUGGCUUUCGAUCGUUUGCACAUUCAAUAUCACCGCAAAGAGCUGCUGGAAGCUGAAAUCCAACAAUGUCAAACCGAUGUAAAGAGACAAUUCUGCCAGGAGCCGGUUCGAGCUUACCAAAUUUUCAAACAGUGCUUGAACGAGUACGUCAAUGUACUGGAAAUAGUCCAAAAGGUUUCCAAAGCUCUAGUUGAAGCUGCCGGUGCUUCCUGUGGAUGUUCAGUGCCGGAAACAACGACACCUGCUCCCUGUUACACUUGUGGAGCCCCGACUCCCUGCAUUGUGUGCCCGAGGUUGCUGACCAUAUCUACGCCGCGAGAUUCCUGCAACAGUUGUGGAGCACCUGCUCCGUGUAACGUUUGUUACCAAAACUCAACCAUCUUGAGUGAUGCCACUGAACGACCCAAAACGCAGCCGUGCUACAAUGGGCAGUGUUAG
Messenger RNA from Uranotaenia lowii, 1053 nucleotides. RefSeq lists its product as uncharacterized. Gene Ontology annotation, molecular function: odorant binding. The coding region runs from base 1 to 1053 and encodes 350 amino acids. Gene Ontology annotation, biological process: sensory perception of smell. The transcript has a single exon. The record is from RefSeq and is a predicted model, not a curated record. Lineage: Eukaryota; Metazoa; Arthropoda; Insecta; Diptera; Culicidae.